CACAUCCACGCCCUGACCGCCCAGGGCACCAACGAGCUCCGUGUGGACCUGGUAGACUUCAAGGGCACCCGCCACUUUGCCAAGUACCAGUCGUUCAGGCUGGGGAGCAAGGAUGAGAAGUACAAGCUGGUCCUGGGUGCCUUUGCCGGGGGCAGCGCCGGUGACUCCCUGACCCAACACAACAACUCCCUGUUCACCACCAAAGACCAGGACAACGACGGGACCUCCUCCAACUACGCUGAGACUUACCAGGGCGCCUGGUGGUUCCACAGCUCCCACUGGUCCCACCUGAAUGGGCGCUAUGGUGGGGGCUCUGGGAACGGCAUCCACUGGUGGUCAGCGCAGUCGAGCUACUACAGCUACAAGGUGGCCGAGAUGAAGGUGCGGCCCGUGUAGGGCGGUCGGCGGCCUGGAGCGUCUCUGAGUGGGUCCCACGCCCCCAGCACGGGCACAGGAGGCCCCCACACAAAGUCAGAUCUCGCCCUGGCCCCGCCCCCGGCCUUCAGGGACCUUCAGCUUUGAGACCCCAACCAACUCCUGCCUUCCUCUCCCGCCUGCGAGGGUGAGGGUGACCCUGACCUCUCGCACCGCACGUGUCCUCAAUAAAGCUUCGCCUCGCUCCGCAGCACAC
Molecule: messenger RNA, 631 nt
Organism: Myotis brandtii (Brandt's bat)
Lineage: Eukaryota; Metazoa; Chordata; Mammalia; Chiroptera; Vespertilionidae
Product: ficolin-2
Exons: 3
Source: RefSeq, a predicted model, not a curated record